This is a messenger RNA of Stomoxys calcitrans (stable fly), 804 nucleotides long. RefSeq lists its product as uncharacterized. Gene Ontology annotation, molecular function: nucleic acid binding. The coding region runs from base 1 to 804 and encodes 267 amino acids. Gene Ontology annotation, biological process: DNA integration. The transcript has a single exon. Lineage: Eukaryota; Metazoa; Arthropoda; Insecta; Diptera; Muscidae. The record is from RefSeq and is a predicted model, not a curated record.
AUGACGACAGCAUUCACCGUCUCAAGGUUAAGAGAACUGUUUUCACGUUAUGGUAUUGUCGACACACUUGUAAGUGACAAUGGCACACAAUUCACUUCACAUGAUUUUGAAACUUUUUUGUCCUUGAAUGGAAUUAAACACAUCUUAACUGCACCUGGACAUCCAUCAACUAAUGGCCAAGCUGAGAACUUCGUUAAAACGUUUAAAAAAUCCAUAUAUGCUAACUUGGAGCAAAAUAAAGAUGCCAAUUUAGACCAAAUUUUAUACCGAUUUUUAAUGGACUAUCGCAACAUGACCCAUUGUAGCACUGGUGAAUGUCCAGCAAAGAUUUUCUUUGGCAGAAAACUAAAAACCCGGUUUAGUCUUUUAAAACCACCAACGACUACGGAAAAGAUAAUAAAUGCACAAGAAAACAACGUUCGAAACCACAAAGGUAAUCGAAAUAUUCAAUUUACAGAAGGUCAGAAGGUAAUGGUACGUGAUUACCGUAAUCCUAACAAAUCCAGUUGGGCACAAGCAAAGAUAAAACAACAACUUGGACCUCAAUCGUAUUCGUGCAUUUUAUCACACAACAACUAUAUCAUUAAACGCCAUCUAGAUCAGAUAAGAGGUCAACAACAAAAACAACAACAAAUCGUCGAUUUGCAAGCACCUACAACAAAUACCUUGUCUUCAGAUGGUCCACAGCAGAUGCAAACGACUGAAGAUAUUUCACACACUAGAAGAGAACUCAGACCACGAGAGGGAGGAAGAGUAGUAAGAAAACCGGAUUCAGGUACAAACAGCAAUUUAGAUACCAAUUGA